UUCCACGUUGGCCCGGACGUGGCAGCAUCAGAGUACAGAAACGAUUCUUGCUUGGGAGUCACAAACAGAAAGAUUCAGACCAAUUGUCUCAAGAACGACAAGAAUUUAGAAAAGCUUUCUGUAAUAAUUUGAGACAUUCACGCACAACAUGGGGCUCCUAAUCUCGUCAGUUUUUACCAGACUGUUCGGCAAGAAACAGAUGAGAAUACUUAUGGUGGGUUUGGAUGCUGCAGGGAAAACUACUAUCUUGUACAAACUGAAGCUGGGAGAAAUAGUGACCACCAUUCCAACUAUCGGCUUUAACGUGGAGACGGUGGAGUAUAAGAACAUCUGCUUCACGGUAUGGGAUGUGGGUGGUCAGGAUAAGAUCAGACCCCUCUGGAGACACUACUUCCAGAACACACAGGGUCUGAUCUUUGUAGUAGACAGCAACGACAGAGAGAGAGUGGCCGAGUCUGCAGAGGAGCUCUCUAAAAUGCUCCAGGAGGAUGAGUUGAGAGAAGCAGUGUUGCUGGUGUUUGCUAACAAGCAGGACCUUCCCAAUGCUAUGGCCGUCAGCGACCUUACAGACAAACUGGGACUGCAGAGCCUCCGCAGCAGAGUGUGGCACGUGCAGGCGACCUGUGCGACCCAGGGCACAGGACUGUAUGAAGGACUGGACUGGCUUUCCAACGAGCUGUCCAAGCAAUAACACCGGACAUCACACGAGAAAAGGAGAGGGAGAACCACAGAUAGGCUGACACCUUCAAUCAAGACAAGUUUGGUCUUGAAUAACUUGUGCACCUAGAAUGGACAGGACUUGUGGACAAUGCAAUCAAUA
Oncorhynchus tshawytscha (Chinook salmon) is the source of this 820-nucleotide messenger RNA. RefSeq names its product ADP-ribosylation factor 4. Bases 149 to 691 code for a protein of 180 amino acids. The record is from RefSeq and is a predicted model, not a curated record. NCBI's taxonomy places the organism in Eukaryota, Metazoa, Chordata, Actinopteri, Salmoniformes, Salmonidae. The transcript has 6 exons. Gene Ontology annotation, molecular function: GTPase activity; GTP binding. Gene Ontology annotation, biological process: vesicle-mediated transport; intracellular protein transport. Gene Ontology annotation, cellular component: plasma membrane; cytoplasm.